This is a messenger RNA of Prunus armeniaca (apricot), 249 nucleotides long. NCBI's taxonomy places the organism in Eukaryota, Viridiplantae, Streptophyta, Magnoliopsida, Rosales, Rosaceae. The record is from the annotation of a GenBank genome assembly.
AUGGCUCGUCUACGGUUGCCAUCUUCUUCGGGCGUUUGGAUCCCUCGGCCUGGGGUGUCUGUACUCUGGCCUGCUGAGCCUGUCUUUGCAUUCUCCGCAGCUGGGUUCGUGUCAGCGGCUGGAAGCUGCCCCCAGGUUGUGUGUGAUACCAACGGUCGUCCGGUACGACCGGUGGUUGAAUGUCUUCAACGGCCUAGGGGUGGCUCCGUUUUUGUGGCCCACCGAGGUAUCAGGGUUUUGUGCCCCUAA